GUAGAGCGGAGAGAUCGUCAAUCUCCUGGACUAGGUGGCUAUCAAAGUGUUCUAAGCUGUGGGUCAAGCGAGUCUAUGGGUACAAAAUGUCGACCACCUCGUGCACUUCCACUAUCCCCAAAGAUACCCAGUAUUCGGAUAUUGAUCCUCAUCUGUGUGGCAAUCAUAUCACUGCUGCUCAGCCUCUGUGCUAUUAAUAUGAACAAUCUCUUAUCCCCGUUUCGGCUCCUCCGGUAUACGGUGCUGUGUGCAUGGUAUAUUGGCUCACCCAUCCAUGCCCGACAAAAGACGAAUCUAAUCGUCGACACAGAUCUCUUCUCAGACGUCGACGAUGCCGCAGCACUCCUCCUAGCUGCCACCCUCCCAAACACAAACCUACUAGCCGUCAAUGUGAACACAAACUCAAGCUACUCCGCCAUCGCCGCCUCCGCAAUACUCAACCACUACGGCCACCCCUCCGUCCCCAUCGGCCUUCCCCAUCCCCAUGUCAACUCCAGCUUCUUCGACACCUGGGCCUACGAACUCGGCGAGUACGCAAGCAAGAUCGCGUACCACUGGUCCGGCGGCUCCGUCCCCUGGUUCGACGUCGCGGAAAACACCUGGGAUCCCGUGAAACUGUACCGCAAGACUCUCGCCGAGGCCGUCCCCGAAGAUGAAAAGGCGACAAUCGCCAGCAUAGGCUUUUUCCAGAACCUCUCCGGCCUACUCAACUCCACCGCGGACGAGUACUCCCCGCUCAGUGGGCCCGAGCUCGUCUCGAAGAAGGUCGGAAAACUUGUUGUCAUGGGCGGGGGAUAUCCUUCCGGCCACGAGUUCAAUUUCUGGGGCAACAACCCGACCUAUACUGCACAUGUCGUGAAUUCCUGGCCGAGGGACGUCGCGAUCACGUUUCUGGGCACCGAGGUUGGUGAGGCGGUGGCGACGGGUGCGGAACUCAGUGUCAAGGGCCCGGCGCGCGAUCCCGUGAAGGCUGGGUAUGAGUGGUAUGUUGGAUACAAUACGACGAGGUCGUCGUGGGAUCCCUUGACGGUUGCGUAUGCUUGCCAGGGGCUGGGAAGUUGGUUUGAGUAUGGUAACGUAAAUGGUUAUAACUUUGUGUGGCAGAAUGGUAGCAAUGUUUGGGUGAAGGAUGGGUCGGUGGCCAAUCAGCAUUACUUGAAAUUGAGGGCCGGGAAUGAGACAGUGGCCAAGGAGCUUGACGGUCUCUAUCUCAAGGGGGCGCAUAAAUGGCAGAAGGCAUGAACGCGCUUCAGGUUCCUUGGACUUUAGGCGAUGUAUACGUAGACGUGAGACUGGUAUUGUAUGUCCACAUCCAUUCUCUAAAUAUUGAAAGUACGAUAAUAGAGGGAAAAUGUAUAGAUGCAGGUGUGUAUUUUCAAGGCCUCCAGUAAACGUCUUACAUACGCACAGUGCCAUCGGC
This is a messenger RNA of Aaosphaeria arxii CBS 175.79, 1420 nucleotides long. RefSeq lists its product as uncharacterized. Gene Ontology annotation, molecular function: hydrolase activity, hydrolyzing N-glycosyl compounds. The transcript is spliced from 2 exons. Bases 199 to 1242 code for a protein of 347 amino acids. The record is from RefSeq and is a predicted model, not a curated record. NCBI's taxonomy places the organism in Eukaryota, Fungi, Ascomycota, Dothideomycetes, Pleosporales.